CUAAUUUGCUUUCGUUAAUCAUUCCAUUUGUUCCUCAUUGUCAGAGACUAUCACUCCAUGUUUUCUUUUUAGCUUGUUUGCAUUUCCUUUGUCAUUAGCAGCAUCAUCAUCUCCACCGGUAUUGAAGUCUUCUUUUCCAUUAGUCCUCUAUUUUGGUUCAAUAUCUGGAGACUCCACAUUCUUCUCAAGAGCAUCAUCAUUUGUUACACCGAUUCCAGCCACCGCAUCAUUGCCAAUGCCAUUUUCGAUCUCCUACAUAAUUAGGAUAAUGAUAUCAGUUUUUUGUCAUUAAAAAACAAAACAUAUUUGUUGUUUUAUUGAAUCAUAAAAUCAUAAUAUUUGGCAAGUGAAAACAUAUAGGAUGCUUAUAUAUUCAAGUAUGCAGCAACAUGCAAGUGAAUAGGAAAUAAAGGAAUGUUGCAUUAAGCUAUAUAAUUAAACGCAUUGCAAAAUUAAUGUAUGAGCAGUUGAGAUGGAAUUGUAAUUAAAUUAUAAUUAUAGGGUUCAUUUUGAUAUAGAAUUUCCAAAUUGUGUUGGUUAUAAUGCAUUAUUGUAAAUAAGAGUGAAUAUAAUUUCACGCUAGUUGGACUUACCUCAAUUGAUUCGGGGUGAUCGUUUGAUUCGGGGUGAGAAACAAAGCCCAGAUCAGUCUUCUACGGAGGAAACUGGAGGCGCUGUAAUGGGCUUCGAUGGAGGGAAUCAAUGGGAUUCUGCGGGCUUCUGCUAAGGGAACUGCCGGCCCAGAUCAGUCUAAUUAAUUGGCGGUGGCAGGAAUUGACAAUAUGCUCCUUCUGUGGAUUGCGCACAGCUCAGGAAAAAACAACUGGGCGGCUAAACGUCGCCCUAACUUUACUAUAAUCGCCCUAAUUUAAAAUAUAAUAUGACUAAAUUAUCCUUCUUUAAUUAGUUCAAUUCAAAUUCAUUAAAAUAAAAUAUCCCCUAAAAUUCCUAGUUCCCUUCCCUCACCACCGCCCCGGCCUUUAUACUCGUCGGAGCUGACAUUAUCAUCUGUUCAUUGCUCGAUGAGGACUCAUCGUCCUUUACCUAUCUAGGCGCCGGUCCCAGCGAAGAAGACCAAAGUCUCCGACUUCGCCACAAUCUGAACCGACUCCCUUGAUCCUCAAAUCUGUCAGUCGCCAUCUGCAACCGCGACUCCUAUUUCAUCGCCGCCAUGAAUUCAUUGGUCGUCAACUUCUAGCUCCAUGCCACCGUCAGCGACCACAUCAGCAACUUUCGUCGACAUUCGUCGCCUCCAGCUAAAUCUCCGCCUCUGGAAACACAAGUCACCGCUGCCAGCUCUCUGCCUCCAAUCCGCCGUCGUCUCAAUCAAUCAGCCGCCGCGACCAUCUCUGCCAUCUGCGCCACUCGAUUUGGCAUUGCCUUUUCUCUUUGAAGUCUCCCGCAAAAAAUCGUUGUCUCCAGCUCUUGGCCGCCCGCCGUCGCCCCAUUGUUGUUGAAAUCGGAAUUUUCGGAUUUAGAUACGAAUCAAAGUGAGACAGCCGAAAAAGAAAAGAAUAAGAUUGGGCGAUUAGGCAAUUAAUCAGAUUGGGCGAUUAGCCAAUUAGGUUAGGGCAAUUAGGGUCCAAUUCACAAUAAAAAGGGAUAAAGGACAACGAAGUAAUUUUAAACCUUUAGAUUAAGGCGAUUAGGGCGAGAUUUAGCAACCCCAAAAACAAUCUAAGGGGGUUCUGCCCCAGAAAGUCUUUAUAGUGAUGUUGGGAUUGGAUUUCCAUUGGGCCUAGCCAGGCGAAUUGAAAGGGUGGGCUGGCUCAUGAACAUGAGAGAAGGAGACAAUGAAAGGCGUCGACGGUGAGAUGGCGGGGGCUUACAAAACAGGUUAAGGCAUACGGCUCGAUGAGCAAAGAGAGAUAACCAAAAGCAGCAAAUUCUUUAGCCUCUGGCCCCUGAACGAUAAAUGGUUAUAAUUUCU
This is a messenger RNA of Linum trigynum, 1930 nucleotides long. Lineage: Eukaryota; Viridiplantae; Streptophyta; Magnoliopsida; Malpighiales; Linaceae. The record is from the annotation of a GenBank genome assembly.